GGCGGAACGCGAAUCCUGGGAGUGGCCCGAGAACACUAAGACUUCGAAGUGCAGCUUCUGGGAGGUCCUUGGGAUAUGGAGAAAAUCGGGUCUGUGUGUCGCUCUCUGUGUGGAACAGGAUGAGAGGCGGGGUGUCUGCGCGUGUCGAUGCAGGAAAGCUGUGGAAGAGGUCAAGACGGAAUGAAAUCUGAAAUGGAGUCGCUGACAUUAGAGGAUGUGGCUGUGAGGUUCACCUGGGAGGAGUGGCAGCUCCUGGGCCCUGAUCAAAAGAACCUGUACCAGGACGUGAUGCUGGAGAACUACAGCAGCCUGGUGUCAGUGGGGUAUGAAGCCAGCAACCCAGAUGCCCUUUCCAAGUUGCUACAUGAAGAACCAUGGUCAGUGGAGGAUGCAAUCCAUAGUCAUAUCUAUCCAGAAAUCCAGAAAGUUGAUGUACAGGUACGCUUACAAACCCAAAGAUGGCUGAAGAGAACAGAACACCAUAAACAUGAGGCAUUUGGAAAUAUCAUUCAUCAGAGGAAAAGUAAUUUCCUUUUAAUGCAAAAUCGUGAUAUAUAUAACUUACAUGAGAAAACUCUGAAAUCAAAUUUAAGUGAUGUUAAACAGAAUAGAGGCUAUCAAGUAAAGAAUCCUGUUGAGAUUAAUGGAGAUAGAACAUCAUUCCUCCAUGGCAAGCAUGAAAAUUUUCAUACUGAAAUUAAAUUCCCGGAAUGUGGAAAUUCUGUCACUAUAAAUUCACAUCAAAAGUCAGCUAAACCCCAUGUAUGCACUGAAUGUGGGAAGGCCUUCCUCAAAAGGUCUCGCCUCAGUGAUCACCAGAGAGUUCAUACAGGAGAGAAACCUCAUGGAUGCAGUGUAUGUGGGAAAGUCUUCUCCAGAAAGUUCCGCCUCACUGAGCAUCAGAAAACUCAUACACGAGAGAAACGAUAUGAAUGCACUGAAUGUGACAAAGCAUUCCGCUGGGAGUCACAGUUCAUUGCACAUCAGAAAAUUCAUACAGGAGAGAAACCCUAUGUAUGCAGUGACUGUGGAAAGGGCUUCAUCAAGAAAUCUCGGCUUAUUAAUCAUCAGCGAGUUCAUACAGGGGAGAAACCUCAUGGAUGCAGUCUGUGUGAGAAAGCCUUCUCCAGGAAGUCCAGGCUCAUUGAACAUCAGAGAACUCAUACUGGAGAAAAGCCCUAUGAAUGUGCUGAAUGUGACAAGGCAUUCCGCUGGAAAUCACAGCUCAAUGCACAUCUGAAAACUCACACAGGAGAGAAAUCCUAUAUAUGCAGUGACUGUGGAAAAGGCUUCAUCCAGAAAGGCAAUCUCACUGUACAUCAGCGAACACAUACUGGAGAGAAGCCUUACACGUGCACUGAAUGUGGACGAGGCUUCAUCCAGAAGGGCAAUCUCCUUAUACAUCAGCGUACUCAUACUGGAGAGAAACCUUAUUUGUGUAAUGAAUGUGGGAAAGGCUUCAGCCAGAAAACAUGCUUGAUAUCACAUCAGAGAUUUCACACAGGGAAGACUCCCUUUGUGUGUAAUGAGUGUGGAAAAUCCUGUUCACACAAGUCAGGUCUCAUUAAUCAUCAGAGAAUUCACACAGGAGAGAAGCCCUAUAUGUGUGGUGACUGCGGAAAAGCUUUCAGAGAUAAGUCAUGCCUCAACAGACAUCGGAGAACUCAUACAGGAGAGAAACCCUAUGGGUGCUCUGAUUGUGGGAAAGCUUUCUCUCACUUGUCCUGCCUUGUUUAUCAUAAGGGAAUGCUGCACGCAAGAGAGAAAUGUGUUGAUUCAGUGAAGCUGAAAAAUACUUUCUCAAAGAGUCACAGCAUAUCACAAAGAAACGAUCUACAGGGGAAAAAUUCUAUUAGCAUGGUGACUGUACAGAAGCCUUCUGAGACUUCAUUAAGCAACAGAAAACAACUGGUUCCAUCUGAAGCCUGAUCCUUAUCUCCUACCUCUACACUCCAUGCAGCUGUACACAGACACUGCUCUGGAUAAAUGUUUUCAUCUCCCGUGGACAUGCUAAGCAUCAACUGCUUUUUUCUACUCUGGCUGCUGCGUCUACGUCUUCCUCAGACCUCGUCUUGCACAAACCUCGCAGGUUCUCCAGAGGCGCUUCCAACGCAGAGGCCAUCAGGCUACUCCCAGGACCAAAGGUUUCCCCUUUGCGGGAAUGCUGUUAGCUGCAUGAUGACGAACUGCUGUUUUAGGGAGGUUGAAAUGGGAAAAAUUCAGAUGUCACGUGCCCAUGGGUGCAACAUACAGAAUGUGAAGAAAAUGGCAGAGUUGGUAAACAUGGGCAGCGUCACAUGAAAAAUCAAAGAAUGCUGAAGAGUAUGGAACACUACUAUAAACACAAUGCCUUUGGAAAUAAUGUUCUUCAAAGCAACAGUGUUACACACAAAAUCUUUGAAAUCAAAUUUAAAGUUUUAUCAAGCAGAACAAAAACUAUGAAAUUAAGAAUGCUACUAAAUUUAAGGAAAAUGUGGAGACAUUUAUGAAUGGCAAGUGUGAAGAAUUCCAUUCUGCAGUUAAAUUUCUUGUAAGUAGAAACCCCAUUAACAAGUCCCAAAUCAUUAAGAAUCAGAAAAGUCAUGAAAUAGGAAAAUCCAUGUAUGCAGCGAAUGAGGAAAAAGCCUUUGCCAAGAAGUCUCAGCUCAGUGAUCAUGAGAGAGUUCAUUCAGGAGAGAAACCUUAUGGAUGCAAUAUGUGUGCAAAAGUAUUCUCAAGAAAGUCCAGGCUCAGUGAACAUCAGAGAAUCCAUUAGAAAGACAAUUCAUUUACUUGCAGUGAAUGUGGAGAAAUCUUCACCCUGAAGAGCCGUCUGGUUGAACAUCAAUGAAUUCACACUGGAGAGAAAAACUUAUGUAUGUAAUGAGUGUGGAAAAGGGUUCUCAGGCAAGCGUAAUCUCAUUGUACAUCAACAAAAUCAUACUGGAGAGGUGUCUUAUGUAUGUAGUGAAUGUGCAAAAGGCUUCACUGGGAAAGCAUGCUUAUCAUACAUCAGCGAACUCAUACAGGAGAGAAGGCCUGCAUCUGCAGUGAAUGUGGGAGGGGCGUCACCACAGGGCACUAAGCCGUCCUACACGGAUGAAAUCAUAUAGGAGAGAAACCAUAUAUAUGCAAUGAAUGUAGGAAAGGUUUCACCAUAAAACGUCAGCUUGAACAUCAACAAAUUCACGCAGGAGAGAAACCCUAUGUGUGCAGUAAAUGUGGAAAAGGAUUUGUUAGGAACAGUAAUCUCAUUGCACAUCAGAGAAAUCAUACUGUAGAGAAGUCAUAUGUAUGUAAUGAGUGUGGAAAAGGUUUCACUGUGAAGACUGCACUCGUACAUUAGCGAACUCAUACAGGAGAGAAACCCUCCAUUUGCAGUGAGUGUGCGAGAGGCUUCCCCUUGAAGAGUCGGCUGAUCGUACAUCAGCGAACCCAUACUGGAGAGAAACCUUACAAAUGUAGUGUAUGCUGGAGAGGUUAAUAGUUAACCUUUUAAUCAUUGUUAAUAGUGAACUGAUGGUACACCAGUGACCUCAUAUGGAGAGAAACCCUAUGUAUGCAAUAAAUGUGGAAAAGGUUUUUUCUUUAAGAGCAAUCUUGUACAUUGGCAAACUCACAACACAGAGAAACCUUUUGUAUGCAGUGAAUGUGGAAAAGGAUUCACCAUGAAAUGUUAUCUCAUUGUAUAUCAGCAAACUCAUAUAAGAGAGAAAUCCCAUAAAUGUAGUGAAUAUGGAAAAGGCUUUGUCAUGGAAACUGAGCUCAUUUUACAUAAGCAAGUUCAUACCGGAGAGUAACCAUAUGCAUGCAAUGAACGUGAUAAAGGCUUCACUGUGAAAAGCAGCCAAAUUGUUCAUUAAAGAACUCAUACAGGAGAGGAACCCUUUAUUUGCAGUGAUUGUGGAGAAGCUUUCUCCUCAAAGAGAAAUCUCAUUGUGCAUCAUCAGCAAACUCAUAAUGGAAUCAAACCCUGACAAUUUAAUGAAUAAUGCUUAUGCUUUCAGGAAGAAAGUACAUCUUGUGCAACAUCAGAUAUUUCAUGUAGGAUAGACUUCUUUUAUGUAUAUUGAGUGUGGAAAAUUCUACUUUGUACAUUGUCACUCUAACUAUUUACCAAAUAAUUUAGACAAGAAUUUAAUACAAUCACUGUGGGAAAAUCUUCAAAAUGAAUUGUCUUCUAAUUCCUUGAUGCACCCAUUGUAAUCAAAGAGCUAAUCCUAGAGAGGAGACUAUGGAUUUAGCAGCUGGAGGUAGCCUCAUUUAUCAAGUUUCAUUAAAAUACAGCAGUACACACUUGAACAAUCUUAUAUCAGGGUACAUAAUCCUUUUCACAUAAUCUGAACUCAUUACAUACAAGAAAAGUCACGUAAGGGCAAACUGUAUUAGUACUGGGAU
Messenger RNA from Fukomys damarensis (Damara mole-rat), 4377 nucleotides. RefSeq names its product zinc finger protein 613 (gene Znf613). Bases 148 to 1929 code for a protein of 593 amino acids. The record is from RefSeq and is a predicted model, not a curated record. NCBI's taxonomy places the organism in Eukaryota, Metazoa, Chordata, Mammalia, Rodentia, Bathyergidae. Gene Ontology annotation, biological process: regulation of DNA-templated transcription. The transcript is spliced from 8 exons.